AGAGUGCUUGUACAUAACGUUGUUGCCAGUGGCGUCGCUGGCUAGUUUCUUUCUUUUCCUCUGUCUGCAUCCUCUUGACACAGCCAUACCAGUCUGAACUGUCCCCUUAGCGAGUCUUCGUUCCCGUUCACUCACUGCCUCAAACAACAAACAAUCGACAUCAUCUCCCAAGCUCAAAGUCGACCCGUAUAUCUGUCAUAAGCAUCCAGACAUGGAUUCUCUCCUUGUCGCUUCUCCUUACCUCCAGGACCCACUUGACUUCCAGUCUUCGUCGCCGCGGUUGAAUCAGUUCGAUACUUCCCCCAGCGACGCUCCCUACGACUCCUUUGACUACACCCAGGAGUCUUCACACUUUCCGCACACUCCCUCUUACAACGGUUCUUACCAGAACACACCCUUUUCUAACUUCUCGGACCUGCCUGUGUUCGACGGGGACACCUUAGGUCUCUAUCCAAACGAGCUCUCUGCCCCUGCCAUCCCCGACGAGUACGAUCCGUCCGAAUACGACCUUCCGUCCUCCUCGGGGAACAAUAUUCUUUCCUUUGAUAACUCGUUUAUGCCCAGCCUAGACAACAAUACUAAUCCACACGUAUCUGUGACUCCUCCCGUCUACGACAACAACUCCUCCAACGCCUUUGAUCACAGUUCUCCCGCCUCAAGCAACGGUCAAGAGGACGGUCGUCGCAGUCGUGCUUCAUCUACUUCUUCCUACAUGCAUCCCUCCUCACCUCACCUCGAUCUCCCUCAGAACCUCGCAAGCCUGCAUUUCGACUCCCCCGCCUGGCCGGCCGGUCAGUUACCGGAUCGACCCUCACCACCGCAGCAUAAGCCUCCUUCACCUCCUCAAUUAGUCAUACCCGCUAGUCCCUCGACCGCGCAUAAUUCACCACCGACAAUAAAUGCUCCAGAGGGGGAUGGCAUGGGUUCGGGUCCGCAAUUGCACAUUGUGCCUGCGACUCCGGUCAGUGGUGGGGGCGGAACGGCCGCGAACGUCCCGUUUCAGACCACGCUUGCAAAUCUGCAACAAGGAGGAUCUGGCAACGAGUGGGAUCCCUCUCGGCAGCAUCUCACCGCGCAGGCUCAAAAUCAAAGUUUGCAAUCCUCGCAGUUCACCGAUCAACGAGCGUUCCAUUUCCCUCCUGGAUCUGAUCACAACGAACAAAGUUCCUCGGGGAUGGCCUUUGCUUCAAGUGAAUCACAGAUGCACCAAGAGUUUCGUCGCCAGCACCAUUCCAUGUCUCCAAUGCCCCAGCAACAGCACUCACAGUCGCAGCAACACCACUACCUUGUUCCGCAGAUGUCACAGCGGUCGCGGAGCCUAUCUGAUACAUCCACCCGUCCGCCAGUGUGGGAUACGAUGCCGACUGGAAUGAUGCCGCCCAACGCGACAGCACCGCAUCAAGGAUCCGGCGCCGAUUUUGAUGGUAAUAUCGCCUCACAUUCCCACGACGGCGGACGAGGCGCCUCCGUGGUUGGUACAGUGAAUAUGAACGAUGUCCUCCCAGGUCCCUCCUCCACUGCCUCAAAUUCUAACCCCACCGCCACCUCCCUUCAUAGUCCUCCUUCCGCCGGCUUGCCUCGCCAUCCUUCUUCUGCUGGCCCACUACAAUCCUCCUUCGGUCAUCCUCUGCAACUUCCCCAUACUCUCCAGCAUCAUUCGUUCGGACCAGGGUCCUCCCAUCUCACUGCCACUAACUCUUCUGACUUCCUUUCCCCACACGACGCUGCGGGUGCAACGCUACUGAGACGUUCCAAGUCAGACUCUCAACAACGCGGUCAUCGACUAUCUCGUUCUGAAGACUUUGGAGGUGUUAACUCUAACAACUUCCUUCGUGCCGACAACGCUAUGCUUUAUCCUCCAAUUUCAGUCUCUUCACGACAAUACCUCCAUCCGACUGAGAGUGUGCCUUCAAUAGCCUCUCGUGGUCACCAUCGACGUUCAAGCUCAGGCUCGAGAGAGCGAGGAUUGGUCGGUGGAUGGAGUAGUAACGCUUCCAGCGCACGUCCUUCGCCUUACCCUUCACCUUCUGCAUCACCUCGUCCAGGGUACCAUCCUCUACCAGAGAUGGUACCCAGCAUUACUGGUCCCAGUGCUCGACGACACAUGACUGGAAUGUCUCUGGACAUGGGUAUGAAUCUACACAACAUGAACCAAGGUUAUGGCGGCGGUAUGGGUGGCGUUGGGGGUAUGAAUGGCAUGAAUUCAUUCGGUAUGCCAGGUGGGCAUGUACCGGGGAUGAGCGGGGUGGGAGGAAUGAGCGUACCUGUGAGUACGGGUGAUGCUGUGGUUCCGAUGAUCGUCAACAAGGCGAACGUGACCACCCCGAGUACUGCGGAUGCGAGCAAAAGGCGGAGGAAACAACCUGCGAACUUUGCCUGUCCGGUUCCGGGGUGUGGGAGUACGUUUACCAGACAUUUCAAUCUCAAGGGACAUCUACGUUCACAUGCGGAAGAGAAACCGUACCAAUGCAAGUGGCCUGGAUGCGGGAAGGGCUUUGCGAGACAACACGACUGUAAACGGCACGAACAGCUUCAUCUCAAUAUCCGACCGUACCCUUGUGAAGGGUGUAAGAAGAACUUCGCUAGGAUGGACGCAUUGAACAGGCACUGUGCGUACGCUUUCGUCUCUCCUCUUGCACACAGGCUCACAUGUGUUCCCUAUUGUUUACAGUACGAUCCGAGGGCGGUGCCGAAUGCAGGAAGAUUCAGGAAGAGAUGACGACGUCGUCUGGCACUGAAAGUGCGACCGACGCUUCCGCAGCACCUGGCGCUUCCGCAACUUCGAACGGUCAGAACGGCGAUACAGCGUCGAAUGCGACGAUGAAGCCUGACCCGGAUGGCAACUGGGCUGCGAUGAACGGCGCCAUUGUCAUGUAGUAGGCUUGCUGACUGCGUUGAUCAUCCUCGUCGAAUCCGCUGUUCCUUGCAUGCCUCAAUUACGACGACCACGCUGACCUCGCCUCAUCUCAGUCACCCUCCACCCUCACGCUCAUCACGUUCAUCGUUACGACCGUGCUUUCAUCAUUGUCAGCCACGUCACCGCCGACGCUCUCCCUCCCAUCGCCCACCGCCCACGUCUCAUCGUCAUCAGUCAAUCACCCCAUCAUCAAUGCAUCACGUUUCAUGACCCUCAUUGACCAUUUCCUCAAUCUAGUGUUUCAAGUGCUCGCUUUUUCCAUCAUCGAAAUGAACCUUGUCGGAAGCUCCGUAUCUCUCUCUCGGUCCUUGAUGUCCCUUGGAUUUUUAUUCUAUGGCGGAUCGCUGGUCUGUGUGUAUGACCGGGUCAUACCCAAACCUUCCCCACGGAUUUUCUCUCCCUUCUCUUUUCAUCUCUUCUUCUAGCUCCGUUACUGUUACGGGUUGUUAUUCGACUUUGCUUGUUUUGACUUCGUCUGUUAUAUUAUCGUAUCCUUUUUGAUACUAUGGACGCUGCCCUCGUUCAGCGGGUUCUCGGUCUUUUUGGUCUGGUUCUUGUGUGACAGACAUACAAUAUACACUACCCGUCCCUUACUACCCUAUCCAUACAGUCGAUGAUGAUAUGAUUGAUUUGUCAAUGUCUCUCCGUGCGCGGCUUUCUUCCUUUCCCCCGUAUCUUUCUCACUCUUGUCUCUCUUUUACAUGCUUGUUCGCUCUCGCAGUUAUUACUAUGUUGUCUUUCUUCUACGUAUCACAUAGUCUCCAGGUUUCUUUUGUCCAAGUAACUAACUAUCUGUAGAUCUACUAUCUGUCUCUGCUUCAUAUUGACAAUGGAUGCCUUUCCGUAAGAUUUAGAGGGAUAUCUAGAUACUAAGCGGACCUUGAAUGGGCCCACUGCCUUGGGUUUACAGG
Somion occarium is the source of this 3828-nucleotide messenger RNA. The record is from the annotation of a GenBank genome assembly. Lineage: Eukaryota; Fungi; Basidiomycota; Agaricomycetes; Polyporales; Cerrenaceae.